Diabrotica virgifera virgifera (western corn rootworm) is the source of this 484-nucleotide messenger RNA. RefSeq lists its product as uncharacterized. NCBI's taxonomy places the organism in Eukaryota, Metazoa, Arthropoda, Insecta, Coleoptera, Chrysomelidae. The coding region runs from base 2 to 484 and encodes 160 amino acids. The transcript is spliced from 3 exons. The record is from RefSeq and is a predicted model, not a curated record.
AAUGGCUGAUUUAAAUAAAGCUGGACCUUCAGGCGUAAAAAGACGUAAGACCGUGAAAGUGAGAAAUGAAAAAAAUCUGAGUGUUGAGGAAUUGAUGCAGUUUUUAUAUAAUUCAGACUCAGAUGAAGAUUAUGAAGACUCUGAUGUAGAUAACUUUGAAAUUGAAAAUGUUUCGGAAGACUCUUCUGGAAGUGAUACUGAGGAUGAUGUACUACAGAACGAGUUAAAUAAUACCGUUGCAGAUAAUCCUGACGUAAAGAUUACAGACAAUGAAUGGACCGAAACAACUAGCGGUAUGAAACAAAUUCCAUUUACAAAAAGAAGUGGAUUGUUAGUCGAUAGUCCUGGUGAUAGUGCGUACGAUUGGUUUAGGCUGUUGUUUGACGAUGAACUUUUAAAUAUGAUUGUCUUACAAACUAACAGUUAUGCAGUUGAAGUUCUUUCUACCAGCAAAGGAUGUGACCCUAGUAGUUUGUAUAUGUGA